Molecule: messenger RNA, 1035 nt
Organism: Pestalotiopsis fici W106-1
Lineage: Eukaryota; Fungi; Ascomycota; Sordariomycetes; Amphisphaeriales; Sporocadaceae
Exons: 6
Coding region: 1-1035 (344 amino acids)
Biological process (GO): response to endoplasmic reticulum stress; protein folding
Cellular component (GO): endoplasmic reticulum
Molecular function (GO): protein disulfide isomerase activity
Source: RefSeq, a predicted model, not a curated record
AUGAGGAUCAAUACGAUCAAGGCAGUCUUGUUCCUCGCGAAUACUGCCCUGGUGGCCGCCUGGAACCAUGUCGACGAGGCCGGCUUCAUAAGGGCAGUCGGAGGACAUAAUCUGGCACUUGUCGCUUUUGUCGAGCCCUCAAGUGCCGCAAGUCAAGCACUCGAAUCCGAAUGGGAAAAGAUAUCCGAAUCCGAAAAGACUCUUUCAAGCAUUGACUGCAGUUCUCUGGCUCAGCUCUGCAAAGACUACGAAAUAAUAUCAUAUCCGACCAUUAGAUUCUUUGAUGGGCAUGGGACCAUUACGCCAUAUCGAGGUCCGAGGACUUCCCAAUCCAUCAUAUCGUUCUUGAGAAGAGCGGCGCGACCGACGUUGACGCAACUUGACGAGAAGACGAUUACGGCCUUUCAAUCCAUUGACGACGCCGUCAUCGUGGCACACAUCAAUCCGCGAGACGACCACAUUCAAACCCUGUACAAAUCUCUGGCCUAUCGCUAUCAUGAUCGCGCAUCGUUUGGGCUGCUGGAGACGGACGAAACCAGCACCAUUGUGUGCUACAACAACAAGGACAAUGAGCAGUCGACAACCUCGGACCUGUCGGCCAUUGAUACGCUCUCUUCAUUUGUCGAAGCCUGCAUUAGGCCCUUGGUCGGGGAGUUUUCGAGAAGGACAGAGGUCAAGUACGCUCAGUCUGGCAAGUCCCUGGUCUACUUUCUAGCCGAGACACGAGAGGAGCGCGAAGAAUACGUCGAAAUCAUCCGGCCCGUGGCGAAAAAGUAUCGCGACUUCAUCUCCUUUGUCACCGUCGACGCACUCGAAUACGCCCCCAUGACCAAGGUCCUCGGCCUGCCCGGCCGCUCGUUCCCCGCGCUGGCGGUUGAGAAUCCCGCCCGCGGCCAAAUUUUUCCCUUUACAGAGGACGAAAUCACGGCCGAGCUCGUCGACGAGUUCAUCGUGGAUAUUGCCGGAGGCAAGGUGAAGCCCUGGGCGCCGUUGCCGAUUCCCGAUCCCGUCAGCCAUGCACAUGAUGAGUUGUAG